AUGGGCUCCUGGAAUGUGACCCUGCAGACAGCCCGGGUACCUACCUAUUCAACCGCCAUUCAAGCCUCGUCUAAAAAAGGUCAGGCACCUGCUCAACUCUCCUCCCACCACGCCCGCCCGUUUUGUUUUACGUAUUCGCUCUCAGCCUCUACCAUUCUCGACGGCUCGUUCCACAUCGUCGCUCCACAGCGGCUCUGUUUCGCUGACAGCUUCCAAGUACCUUGCCUUCUACCCAUAAGUAGUGCUCAAACUGAUACCACUCCUCAACCACGAGAGGCCGUCAUCACCAACAAGGCCUCACUCGCCCAGUCUCUACCAAGCAGAGGGCGGGCCCCUCCGACAUGCUGGGCGCUCGUACCCUGCAAAGCACGCAACGUCGCAAUCCGCAACAGCACGAAUAGAAUCCGGGGCACUACCAGGUAG
This is a messenger RNA of Akanthomyces muscarius, 423 nucleotides long. RefSeq lists its product as uncharacterized. The coding region runs from base 1 to 423 and encodes 140 amino acids. The record is from RefSeq and is a predicted model, not a curated record. The transcript has 5 exons. Lineage: Eukaryota; Fungi; Ascomycota; Sordariomycetes; Hypocreales; Cordycipitaceae.